Molecule: messenger RNA, 612 nt
Organism: Caenorhabditis angaria
Lineage: Eukaryota; Metazoa; Nematoda; Chromadorea; Rhabditida; Rhabditidae
Source: the annotation of a GenBank genome assembly
AUGAAGUUUCUGAUUAUUUUUCUAGUUCCUGUUGUAUUUUCCGUCGGCAUUACUGACAUUCCAACGGAUAUUGGUUCGGAAAUUGGUUCUAUAGAAGACUACAAAGUACUAAACGAUUAUAGAAUUACCGAUAGAAACAGAGAUCCAGUAGAAUGUUUCGACAAGGCGGAGAGCGCUGCAAGAACAACACCGGAAAACUCAAUCAAACCAAUAACUGCUGAACAAGUCGAUAAGGCUGAAAUUGCUAUAAAGGAUUGUAUUGAAAAUAUUGCGAAGAACAACAAAAAAGUGGAUGAAGUGAAAGAUGCUUUGAAUGAAAAAAUAUUUGAAACAUACAAAUUUAUCAAAGUUCACGGAAAUCCAUGCUUUGAAAAAUUUUCGAAUCGAAAAAAAUACCAGUGGAAUAAUUUGGAGGAUAAAGCUUGUUAUGAAAGUAGCAGAAUGUCAUCAAAAGAUUGCGAAAAAGAGUGGGGAAAAGAUGGAUGUAUGAUUGAUUUGUGGAGAAAAGAAUGUGACGAAGAAGUUGUUAAAGGAAUGCGCAAACUUAUGCCAUUUAUGAAGAAAGGUCAUGAGAAAUGUGUCGAUUUGUAUUCUCAUAAAUUUGAUGUUUAA